Molecule: messenger RNA, 4995 nt
Organism: Symbiodinium natans
Lineage: Eukaryota; Dinophyceae; Suessiales; Symbiodiniaceae
Source: the annotation of a GenBank genome assembly
AUGCCGCAUCUAUCCCAACUUGCCUGCAGGAUGAGUGUGGACUCUGAGGCCGCCUUCCGUGCGGAUGCACUGCGAUUGGGAAUCUCCGCGGCUCAUGUGGAUGCUCUCGUCCAAAAAGGGGUUUCCACACAUGCACGGUUCGCUUUCAUCUCGUCUUUUCAGCCGGGCUCGGCUGAUGAAUCCCCGUUUGUGCAGGCCCUCAAGAACUAUCUUGGGUCGGAUCCGAAGGAUAGCAUGCCUUGCUUCCGGCAUCUUUUCUACACUUCGCACACGCUUGCUGUGCAAGAGUUGAAGGACAAGUUUGAGCCCCGCGAUGAACCAAAGCGGUUGUCCAUGGCGGAUCGUGUGGACCGCCUAGAGCGCUUGAAGCGUGAGCUUGUUGGUCUGUCGAUUGACAGUUGGAUUGAGCCCUCGCAUGCCUUGGUUGAUCGGGCUGUUGCGUUUGCAGAGGAGCAGUGCUUAGGACCGCUUGAGCUGAGCAAGUGCACGUCGAGGGAGUCCGAGAUGCGCUCUGAGAAACGCGAUCCGGUGACAUAUAGGAUUGAGGGCAUUGUCAAGGUGUCCAAAUCUCAGCAGGAGCCUGUCGCCGACACAUCUAGCGACCUGCAUGUCAGGCUGUGUAUGCAAAGGCGGGCUCUGGCAUUUCAGAUGGCUGGCAUUGCCACUUAUGUUGAGCUUGAUCGUGUCAUCUCGCGCUUCUUUGCCCACCUCCUGCGGCCUGUGCUCCAAGGCCAGCGUGCGGUGCAGUUGCAACAGGCUGUCGAGGCUGAUCGCCUACUGUGGACGCUUGUUGCUCAGGAUACCCGCGGCAAGAUACUCACUUCUGGCAAGCCGUUGCCGCUUGACGCCGCAGCCGUCCGGUUGUUCGACUCGCCGGAUGUUGCUUACACGCUUCUGCCGCGGUCCGGGUCUGGGGGGCCGCCCCCCGCAAAGCCUCCAGCGGGCGAAUCUGCUCAGGCAGCCUUGCGGGAGAAGCGCAAAAGGCGUGUGACCAGCAAGCGCAUGAAAAGUGCGGCCGUGGGCAGCACAUCUCCCCCUUCCGCGGCCCCUGCUUUGGAGUUUCUUGGUCCCUUGCCUUCGGUUCGGAUUGGUGAUGUGGCGUUGCGGUUGCCUGCAGGGCAUUCGCCCACGGAGUUUCCGCAACCGGAGGCCAUGGCCGCAACUUUUGCUGACCCUCCCACCCGGGAGGAAAUUUUGUCCAUUGUGCCGCAUCUUGAAUCCGAGGUUCCGGGACGGGGCGCUGCAGGCCCGGCCUCCCUGUCCUUCACAGUUGGUGCGUGGUCUAAGUCCGGUACUACCGGCAUCCGCUUGCGGACUCAUGCUUUUCCCAAUGUCACGCGCGCUCUGGUUCAGUUUGUUCGGGCCCAGGCGCCGACACACACUUUUGCAGCGGUGGCCAUUUUUCGUAACCUUCAGACAGAUUUACACAUUGAUGUUAACAACGAGCAUGCCUCGCAUAACCUGUUGUUGCCGUUGUCGCAAUUUUCCGGCGGUUCCGUUUGGCAAGAGCAGUCGGGGGGGGCCGUCCCCUUUGAGACACACACGGGCACCCUCUGGGGAGAGGCCCUCGACGUUGCUUCUGGCCCACAGCUGCUCGACCCCCUUCGCAGGCAUGCAACUUUGGCGUGGGAAGGCGAUCGCAUUUUGCUCGUCGCCUAUAGUCCUGCAGGUUGUGGUGUGUUGUCGAGUCUCUCAAUGCAGCUCCGCAGCUUUGGUUUCCCCUUGUGGCCGGUUGCUAGUGUCUUGCCGAGUGAGUUGUCGUUGGCUGGCGUCCAGGUGCCCCUUCCAGCUGCCACGCUCAGUCCUGUGGAUUUCACCUGUGCGCCUGAGGAAGCGCUCUGCGUGGAGAUCUUUUGUGGCCAGGCACGGCUGUCUGCGGCGUGCCGUGAGCUUGGCAUGUCUAUCCUGCCGAUUGAUAAAGUUCGCAAAAGUGCGGCUGUUCAGGUCGUCGCUCUUGAUCUCACGGAUCCCCAGGAUCAGCUGGCUUUCUUCGAACUUCUCAGCACAGCCAAUGUUUGUGUGGCCCACUUCGCCCCUGUGUGUGGCACGGCGUCGCGGGCACGCGAACGCCCGGCGCCGCCCGGCCUUCAGUUUGCGGCGCGUCCUUUGCGCUCCGGUGCACACCCGCUUGGCCUGCCUGGCUUGCGUGGCACUCAGGCCGCACGGGUUGAAGCGGCGAACGUGCUCUACGCCGUCACAUUGGCAGCCAUGUGGCUUCUCUGCUUGCGGGGCGCAUUGGUGAGCUGUGAGAACCCCACUCGUUCCCUUUUCUGGCGUGUGGCAGACAUCAUGGCUCAGGACUUGCCUGAUCCAAUGGCUUGGUUUGCGCUUGUGGACAAUGUUUUUGACUCGUGCAUGUAUGGCGGGGAGCGCCGGAAAGCCACAACAUUCCGUGCUUCGCCUGGCUUGUGCGAUGUGUUGCGGGCCCGCUGCGACUCCACACAUACUCAUGCAUCUUGGGAGCCGUACAAUGGUCCCUCUGGAGUUGUCUACCCAUCCGCACAGGAGGCUGCGUACCCACGGCUCUUGGCACAGGCCUUCGCGGCUGCGGCGCACGCAGCGCUUUUGCAGCUUGGGGUUCAGUUCGAGGCUUCCUCCAUUGGUGACGGUGUCAAGAAUCCUCGGCAUUUGCGUGAGUUUGCGAAGCGGCCCUUACCUCCGCUCUUGGCAGAGUAUUGGCUGGUCUGUCCUCCACAGUGUGUGCCGCCAGGCGCUGUGUGCAAACCGCUCCCACCGCAUGUUGUCUUUCCGAAAAGAGGGGAUGUUGUCAAGACUGUCAGCAGCAAGGAGGAAGUGGCAGCAUUGUUACCCUUCGCUGAGGAACCUGGGACAGUGGUGGCGCUCUUGGGGGGGAAUGCCACGCUAAAGGAACCUUUGGUUGGUGUUUAUCGCACUCCAAGUCAGACCGUGAAGGCCACGUCGGUGUUGCAGCAUCCUUUGCAGUUGGCUCUUCCUUUGCCUGACAAUAUGGUUGAGGCAGUCCUAAGGGUUCUUAGUUUAGGGCCUAGUGGUUUGGUUGACCUUCGCUUGAACGUGCUUCGGACUCUCCAAUCUAGACGGCGCGACUUGCAGCCUGAUGAGAACAAGCUCCAUGCGAGUAUGCAUCCAGAUUUGGCUAGGGUCCUUGAGGGCAAGUCGACGUUGCUGUGGGAACAGUUGCUGGCCGAAACCCAGUUUCCAGAUCCGGGACUCAUCGCAGAGGUUAGGCAGGGGUUCGAACUCGUAGGCCCAGCGACACCGUCUGGGGCGUUUCCAAAAGGGGUCAAGCCGGCGCAGCAAACUAUGCCGCAGCUGAAGAGUCAGUGCGUGUGGAGGCGCAAGGCCACGGUGGCGCGCUGUGGCCCGACUGGAGAUGGUCGCUCUGACCAUGAGCUGUGGAAGCAGACCCUUGAAGAGGUGGAUCAAGGCUGGAUAGCUGGCCCCUUUGAGGAUGAGUCUUCUGUCAGUAAGCAUCUGGGCACUAGCGAGUGGUUCUGCACUCGGAGAUUCCCGAUACUUCAGGGAGAAAAGGUGCGCAUCAUCGAUGAUUGCCUGCAGUCGGGUCUAAAUUCAGCCUACGCUGCCUUCAACAAGCUGAAGCUUAUGGGAGCGGAUCACUUCAUCUCCUUGGUGCUUUUGUUGAUCCGUGCAGCAGCGACUCCGGGGUCCCAAGUCAAGUUGGCUUCGGGCAAGGUCCUUGACGUGGUCCGCCAUCCGGGGUGGGGUACAGGUUUGGGCUUGCUGGGAAAAACGCUUGAUCUGGCAUCUGCAUAUAAGCAGCUUGGGUGUCGACCCGAAACAGCUUUCAAUCGUGUGCUUGUAGCCUGGGACCCUAUCCGGGAGAGGCCUGCUUACUUUGUGGGCACGGCCCUCAUGUUCGGGGCUACUGCUUCGGUCUUCUCCUUCAAUCGCUGCUCUGCUUCCCUUCAUCAUUUGGCAGUCACCUUGGGCGCCAUUUGUUGCACCGUCUACUUUGACGAUUUCCCCUGUGUGGAGCCAAGCCUGACCGCGGGAUCGUCUGAGGCCUUUCUGGUGGGGCUACUCGAGGUGCUUGGAUGGCGCGUAGCCUUGCAGCCCAAGAAGAAUGCUCCUUUCUCUCGCGUGUUCGACAUGCUGGGCGUUAGGGUUAACCUUGGUAGGGCCGAUCAAGGGUUGGUUGAGGUGCGUAAUAAGCCAGAAAGGUCUGAGGCUCUGAAGGCGGAGGUCAGCAGACUUUUGGAGCAAGGGUUCAUUCGGCGGAGUGAGGCUUCAGCGCUGCACGGCCGACUCAACUUUGCUCAGGGUCAACUGCAUGGCUGCCCUUUCAAGCCGGCGAUGGCUUUCUUGUCAAGGGUCUCAGUGGAAGGCUGGAAGGAGGAUAUGUGUACCGACAUGGCUUUGUCUUUGGCCUACGUUGCUGCCUGCCUUGAGUGUGAGGUCCCGCGGCUUGUGAAAGCAGUGGAUGAACGGCCGCCUGCUAGGGUCUUCACUGAUGGCUCAUGGGAAGGCCAGGAUGGCGGCUCGGGAGCAGUGCUCUUCCUCGGGCCUAGUGACAUGGGGUCUGUGGCAGAGGUACACAUACCUCCAGACUUGACCCACCUCUGGAGGGAGCAAGGGAGGUCCCAGCUCGUGUCCCAGUACGAGCUCUUCCCAAUCCUGGCGGUUCUCCAGCGGUGGGGCGCAAAGCUGGCUGGCCGCAAAGUUAUCUUUUUCAUAGAUAAUAAUGGUGUGCGUGACUCCUUGAUAAAGGGUUCCACUCAUGUGCCACACUCCUUUGCAAUGCUCGCCAUCAUUGCCAGUAUGUUGCGGGCGCUGGAUAUCACUCCCUGGUUCACCAGAGUUGCCUCCAAAGGCAAUCCCUCGGACGGCCCAUCGCGGCAUCAGGCAGCUGGAACAGCUCGCGAGCUUGGGGCCACUUUGGAGCGACCAUUGGUCGUGGAUGACUGGGUGGUCGGGGCACUCCUUUCGUCGCACUCGUUCUUGGGCAUUAUGGGGAAGUCUGUGGGAAAAGAGGGGGAUCUAGGGACUGGCACGUGA